AUGUAUAGAUUGCCUACUAGUGAUGAGGGUGACUGUUACCUGUGUGUUCCGCCUGACCCGGGCAUUGAGACUGCUUCUCUAGGUGCUGGUGAGGCUGCUGCUCUAGGUGCUAGUGCGUCUGCUGCUCCAGGUGCUGGUGAGUCGGCUGCCCCAGGUACUGGUGCGUCUGCUCUCUCAGGUCUCUACCUCCCCUCGUUCUCUACGAACUUGGUGAGUGGUGCUGAUCUACAGGAUGGGGGGGUUGACCAGUUCACUCCUGCGAGUCAGCGGGUGACCCACUGCACGUGUGCUCGGACGGGCCGACACUUGGCCACGUUUACCCGUCAGCCGGGGUCGAGCCUGUACACACUGACUACUGAGUCUCCUCCGGUUGCUGAGUCUGGUCAGGUAGCUGCGUCGAGUCAGCACCACCGCCUUGGUCACCUCUCCCUGCCUCGUCUCCGAGGCAUGGCCUCCCGUGUCCUUGUCUCUGGUCUCCCCCGGUCCCUCCCUCCCCUCCCUCCGGGGCCUGCCUCUACCUGCAUUUCUUGCAUCGAGGGGCGGCAGCGCGCCGCCCCUCACUCCUCCGAGUUUCCUCCGACAGAGGCUCCGCUGCAGACUCUUCACAUGGACGUGUGGGGCCCCGCCCGCAUCCGUGGCCAGGGUCACGAGCGUGACUUCCUGUUGGUGGUUGACGACUACUCGCGUUACACCACGGUGUUCCCCUUGCGCAGCAAGGGUGACGUCACUGAGGCGUUGAUCGACUGGAUCCGCGCAGCUCGUCUCCAGCUCAGAGAGAGUUUCGACUCGGACUUUCCUGUUCUGCGUCUGCACUCUAACAGAGGCGGGGAGUUUUCCUCUGCCCUCCUAGGAGCCUUUUGUCGUGCACAGGGCAUCUGCCAGACCUUCACGCUUCCGGCCUCUCCACAGCAAAAUGGGAUUGCUGAGCGCCGCAUUGGCAUGGUCAUGGACGUCGCUCGUACGUCCAUGAUCCAUGCGGUUGCUCCCCAUUUUCUGUGGCCGUUUGCGGUUCAGUACGCAGCGCAUCAGAUCAACCUUCAGCCCCGGGUCUCCUUGCCAGAGACCUCCCCCACCUUGUGGUGGAUGAGGAAGGUUGGCGAUGCGUCCGCGUUUCGUGUCUGGGGAUCUCGGGCGUUUGUCCGCGACUUGUCUGCGGACAAGCUUUCCCCCCGUGCUGUUCCCUGCGUCUUCCUUAGCUUCCCCCCUGACGCGCCUGGUUGGAAGUUUUACCACCCCACCUCGCGCCGUGUUCUGUCCUCCCAGGACGUCACCUUUGACAAGUCGGUGCCUUACUACCAGUCCUCUCUUCCUGUUCUUGCUGACCACGGCCCUGUCGCCACCUGCGGCCCCGUCGCCCGCUGCGGCCCCGUCGCCAUCUGCGGCCCCGCCACCUUCGGCCCCGUCGCCACCUGCGGCCCCGUCGCCCGCUACGGCCCUGUCGCCUACCUGCGACCCUACGGCCCCGUCGCCUACCUGCGGCCCUACGGCCCUGUCGCCUACCUGCGGCCCCGGCCCCGUCGCCUUCCUGCAGCCCCGGCCCCAUCGCCUACCUGCGGCCCUACGGCCCCGUCGCCUACCUGCGGCCCUACGGCCCCAUCGCCUACCUGCGGCCCCGGCCCCGUCGCCUUCCUGCGGCCCCCGCCCCGUCGCCUACCUGCGGCCCCGGCCCUGUUGCCUACCUACGGCCCCGUCCCCUACCUGCGGCCCCGUCGCCUCACUACGGCCCCGGCCCAGUCGCCCACUUGCGGCUCCGCCCUCGUCACCUAA
Molecule: messenger RNA, 1767 nt
Organism: Closterium sp. NIES-65
Lineage: Eukaryota; Viridiplantae; Streptophyta; Zygnematophyceae; Desmidiales; Closteriaceae
Source: the annotation of a GenBank genome assembly